Messenger RNA from Xyrauchen texanus (razorback sucker), 6510 nucleotides. RefSeq names its product interferon-induced protein with tetratricopeptide repeats 5-like. NCBI's taxonomy places the organism in Eukaryota, Metazoa, Chordata, Actinopteri, Cypriniformes, Catostomidae. The coding region runs from base 88 to 1467 and encodes 459 amino acids. Gene Ontology annotation, molecular function: protein binding. Gene Ontology annotation, biological process: defense response to virus. Gene Ontology annotation, cellular component: cytosol. The record is from RefSeq and is a predicted model, not a curated record. The transcript has 2 exons.
CGGUUUAGAUUCUGUUGCGCAGGAGAACGAUAGUAGGCUACUGUUACGCUCCUUAUCGCUAAAAAGUGUCACUGUGCCACGCUGAAAAUGAGCUGUACAGAGGAGAAACCUCUGAAGACUGAACUGGACACACUAGAAUGCCAUUUCACAUGGGAUUUGAGAAAAGCAGACAUAAACGUCACUGAUCUUUUGACUAGACUGGAGUACAACCGUGACAUAAAUCUCGGGGGCAAAGCAGGGACUGCAUGCACACACAACUCUUUGGCAUACGUCAGGUAUCUUUUGGGUUCUUAUGAAGAAGCAUUUACAAACUUGCAGAGAUCUGUGGAGCUCAUUAAAGAAUGUUAUAGGAAUGACUGCGACAAGAAGCUCAUUGUCACUUAUGGAAAUUUUGCCUGGUUACACUAUCACAUGAAACAGAAUGCUGACUGCAAAAGUUACCUGGAAAAAUUGAGGGAUAUCAAAGAAAAAAAUCCACCUGACUCCAAUUCUUUCCCUCAUCAUGAAGUGCUUGGUGAGAAGGCCUGGGCCCUGUUCAAGUUUUCACGCAAGUAUUAUGGCAGAGCAAAGGAGUGUUUCAGGAAAGCAUUAGAGCUGGAGCCUGAGGAGUGUGAGUGGAAUGCUGGUUAUGCCAUUGUACUUUACCGAACAGAAAGUAAUUGUAAGAGUCCAAAGGAUUCAUCAGCAAUUCAACAACUCAGACGGGCAAUAGACACAAACCCAGAUAAUGACGAGCUCAAGCUUCUUUUAGCUCUGAAACUUGCUGCAUUUGAGCUAUUUGAUGAGGCUGAGGACUUGGUGGAGAGAGCUGUCGAGAUGUCCCCAGAGAGUCCACAUGUGAUUAGAUAUGUGGGGAAAUAUAUGCGGGUAUAUGGGUCUUUAGAUAGGUCCACUGCCCUGUUGAAAAGAGCAUUGGAGGUUGCACCGAAUUCAGCUUUCAUACACCAUCAGUUAGGUCUCUGCUACAAAAUGAAAAAUGUACAAUUCAAGGAGCUGCAUGAGAGUCAGAGAUUUCGUCAGUUGAGCAUCUCACAUUUUGAGAAGGCUAUCACACUGAAGAGUGGCUUCAUUUUUGCAAUGGCACAACUGGCACUUCUUUAUGGUGAGGAUGGACAAAUCAAACGGGCUGAUGAUGUGUUUCAAACAGCCUUUCCCAUUGCUGAAGAGAAAAAUGAGGGACUACAAACACUUUAUUUAUAUUAUGGGGAGUUCCAGCAGUACAGAGCAAGAUGUCUGCCAUUGGCCAUUGACUACUACAAGAAAUGUUUGAAGAUGGCACCUGAUACACGAGAUGGAAAUAAAAGUGCUAAGAAUUUAAGAAAGAUUGCUGACAGAUGCUUAUUGAAGAACACAAGCAAUGCAGAAGCUUUAGGAAUACUAGACUUUAUUGAGCUGGUGAAGGGUGAGAAACACUCCACUGCAGAGGGCAGUGAGUAUGUUCUGGAAUCUACAUGUAAUGAGGAAUAGUACAAAAUCUGUAUUUUUUUUUACAUAAUUUACAUAAUUAUUUUAUUGAACAUAUACUGUAUUGCAGUUGUUAUUAUGUUUGUGGGUUGAUUGUCUAAGUGUCGGUAGAUGGCAAAUGGAGCUCACUACAUUAAUCUUUCCUUAAGGCCUCUGUAGAAUUGAGCACAAUGAAUCAGCACUACCCUCUUUGGACUUGAGAUUUUAUUGAAUGAAUUCCACAGUACAUAGCCUUAAAUUAUAAGGCUAUGUACUGUGGAAUUAAAAAAAUAAUAAAAUAAAAUAAAUAAAUAAAAAAACUUACAUUUCUUGUUGCACUUAAAUCUGUUUUGUAUACUAUUCUGAUGAUAGUGAAACUUUGUACUAUGGCACUUUUCAUACCACUGUCUCCUUAAGAUGAUUCGCUUAUGUUUUCCUCUUUUGUAAGUUGCUUUGGAUAAAAGCGUCUGCCAAAUGAAUAAAUGUAAAUGUAAAUGUAAAUUUCCUCAGAUUUUCUCCCCCAUCAAAAUACAGCUAAAUUACAUUGGGUUUUCUUACAAUGAAUUCCAGGUCUCAAAGUUAGCACUCUGUAAUGUUCACCCGUGAUGCCUUUCUACCAUUGAAAAUUCGAACACAGCAAAUAUGUAGAACUACAAAACAAAAAAAAGAAGCCUUUUGUUACUUAAAGUUUUAAUAAUUGUUGAAAAAGAGAGGAUUCACACUGAAAUAACAAACAGCUGCUUUCUUUAAACAUUAAGAGAAUGUAAAGAAGCCGCAAAACCUGUCAAAUGCAUUUCAGCACCAAAGUAAAUGAACAGCGACUGAUCAGGCUUAACCUAAUCUAUAUGACUGUAGAUGAUAUAAAAAACACUGAUUGACUGUUCCACAGAGAUCAGACAUAGUUGCCAAAUGUAACUGCACUGAAGUUGAUGCAAUUAAUUUGUUUUUAUUAUCACACCACACUUUCCCUUGGAGCUCGACCUUCCCCAUGAACGUGACUUCUGAAGCUGUCACGGGACGUUGUGUAUAGUGGAACAUUUGUGACACAAUUAGAAUUGGAUUUACAAAAUUUAGACACGUAAAUAAUGAUUUAGACCGCAGGCAUUUGGUGUACAUGCAAUAAUCAUUUAGUUCAAAUUAUCAAAUAUACAAAUAUGAUUUUUGGACGUUCAAAUAAUCCAUUCAAAAUCCUCUUGGCUCAUAAAUUUGAGGAGACACUAAAUGGGCAUGACGCCUCUGAUUUUAUUGUACAUUGUGUACAUUAAGCUUUACAUUUAACCCUCUGGUGCAAGAUAUUCACAUCUGUGGAUCCUUUAACCAUUCAGGGUUUGAUAUUAGCUACAUCUGAUCCACCAUGGCUGAUCACCUUUGACCUUUCUCAAAAUUCUAUAUGACUGUCCUCCUUAUAUGUCAUUAAUGUUUUUUAUGUUUGACAACAUAAAUUAAACAUGGCUGAUGAAAGUGGUGAAGCACAAUUCUUUAUAUACCUCCUUCUUUUAUUCCAGGACAUUCAGACAGGUAAAAGUUAAGGCUGUUGAUUUAAAGCAUUAAUUCAGUGUGAUUCAUUAUUUAAACAAUAAUGUGUAAUCUCCACGGGGCAGUAAGCAAAACUCCAGCUGUAUGGCAACAUGCAUCUUAUAGAACAAACCACACUACACACAUAAUUUCUUCAUUUAAGCAUCUCCUAUCUCAAGGAGUCUAUCACUCUGAAGAGUGGCUUCAUUAUUGCAAUGGCACAACUGGGACAUAUGCCGAGAAUGGACAAAUCGAUCAGGCUUUUAAAGUGUUUCAAACAGCCUUGUCCACUGCUAAGGAGACAACUAAGGAACUAUAAGCACUUUACUGUAUUAUGGGGAAUUCCAGGUGUACGGGAAAAGAUGUUGGCCAGUGGCCAUCAAAUAUUGAAAGAAAUGUUUGAGUUUGGCACCUGAUACGGGAAAAAAAGCAUUGAGAGGCAGAGGAAGAUUUCUAACAGGCAUUUAUAGAGUAACACAAACAAUCCAGAAGCUUUAAGUAUAGUAAAAAUGAUUGAGCAGAUAACAGGUGGAAAACAUUCCACAGCAGAGGGCUGUGAGCAUGUUCUGGAAUCUUCACAUAAUUAUUACAAUAUGUGUAUUUUUUAAGAGGUACUAAACGAAUAUGAGGCUAUUAGACAUAUGCUGCAAUUGUUUUUGUGGCUGUGGUUUGAUUUUGUGGUUUAGGCCAAGGACAAAUUGAGCUUACUCUAGUAGUUCCAUCAUGUAAUGUAAUUGUUCCAUCAUAUGCCAUCUUGGGCUUAGAAUUCUAUGAAUCAGCACUGCCCUCUUGUGAUUAAAACAAAUAUAUUUCAAUAGAUAUUUCACUGAGCAUGUUACAGUGUAUGUUUUGACAUUACCUGAGAUUCUUGUCCCCAUGCGAGGAUAAUUACAGUGAAUGUCCAGGUUACUUCCAUAACAUCCGUUUCCUGAUGGAGGGAACGAGAUGUUGUGUAGAUGUAGUGACACUAGUGGUAGCUCUUGAGAGCCCGAGACACCUCUGAUCUUUGAUAAAAUGCCAAAGGGAAUUGGCCCCAAACAUACAGUUAUAAAGGAGGGGACAUGCAUACCGCUCAUUCAGGUUUUGUGCUAAUGAGCCGAGAAAAAUGUCCUGGCCAUUUCAGCGGGUAGUUCAGCAAUGUGGCAGGAGGGACACAAUGUCUCGUUCCCUCCAUCAGGGAACAGAGGUUACGGAAGUAACCAGGAAGUUCCCUAUCUGUCACUCACUCAAAAUUGUGUCGAUGUAGUGAGGGGUCCCCUACAAAAACGGCACAACUAGCUGAACUGUGUUACGUGGAUCGGCGGUGUAAGGUAUGGCGGAGGAUCAGUGCCUUAACAGAUUCCCGAACAAACAAGAACUUACUGUUAAAAACCCCCCUAAUUACUGAAAUAGCGCCAACCAGCCUCCACAAGCACAAUAAAUGUAUUGACAAAGAGACAAUGAACUAUUGACAGAGAACCGCAUGUGACAUCCGCAUGCUCACCACAUGCUUAUCGUGUGGACAGGAAGGGGGAAACUUUGAACGUAAAAAUGUGUGUGUGUGUGUGUGUGUGUUUUCAGUUAAACACAGAACUGCAUAUUGCUAAUGAAAUACGUGUAAUCCCUGUAUGUUGUGUAUUUCUGAGGUAUAUCAAACUCAGUUAGAACUGUUUCGUUGUGUGUUUUAAACUCUGAGGCCUCAUAUUUAAUAGCCUCAGUGUAUAUUCCCUUUUUAAGUGCACUAAACACAUGUUUCUUGGUAUCAAAUUAAACCUUACGAUUUGUCCGAGCUGAAUUCGAAUAUAAGAUCUUCGUAGAAUGAUAUUACGUUAUGUUUUGCCAUCUUUUGAGUCAUUCAGCCCAAAAUCUCUUACCGUCAUAAACCCAGCCAGAAACAUGCAAAUGAGCCGUGACGGAACAAAGGAAUCAUUCUCCUGCCCAAAGGAAGGAGAAUUUUACGACCUCCAAAGGAAUGUUCAGAGAAGUGCUGACCCUCACUUCAUUCUCUUACUGAGAAAGAGAAAUGAACCCUGUUAAUCCUAUAUAUAUAUAUUCUAUAUAUCCAUGUGAUAAAUAUUGACAUGUAUCUAAUGUGCCAUCUCACAUUUUCCCUUAAAUGUGCUUGAUCUAUGUUUUCUUGCAAACUAAUGGGUUAAUGUUUCAGACUUUGCAUACUAUGGUUAACCAAAAUCAUAUGUGUGGCAUAUUUGGUCUCUAUAACUUGGUAUUUUGAAGAUUGAAAUGACUGUGUACAUGAUAUGUCGAUAACAACAACAUAUUAGUAUUACAAGUAGAUUUCCUAUUUUCUUUCUUGCACAUGCAAUGGGCAAUUUUACAACAAAGAGCAAUAAACCAAAUUCCCGCCUAGAACUCAAACCCUUCUUAUUGGUCGAGCCAAUGAGAGGUGGGACCUGUUCCCUGAGGGUAUAAAAUUGCUGCGCCCACUUCCUUACUUUCUCUUCUUAGCUCUUCCUCGCUCACUCUUAGCCUCUCUUGCUUCCUGCCUUUCUGGUCCUCUGAGCCUUGUGCUCUCUCACUCUCUCGCUGAAUCAUGCCAAACUAGAAGGCCCCAAGGACUCCCAAGCGUGUGCCAGGCUACGUACGGCCUUGUCUCUGAUUCUCACUGGUUCUCUCUCUCAUCAAGACAACAUCAAAGAUCAACUGGAGCCUCAACAAUUUGCAUCAGGACAGUUUAAUUCAAAUGGGACAUGCAAGUAUCAAACUUAGUCUCAUUAUUUGAUACAUUAAGUAUCCUUAACCCCUUUCUAAAAAGGGCGUGUCAGAACUAAUAUGAUGGUUUGCUCAGGCUGUUGAUCUGCUGAACUUCAAACAAUGCUAUAACUUCUUGCCUUCCUGUAUUCUGCUUCAGCCCUCUUUCCCUUGGUAAACUGUAUGAAUGUAUGUAUAUGUAUGUUAGAGUAGUUUAAAUGUUUAGUCUAGUUAAUAAAGUCUUGUUCAUGUCACAUGUAAAGUUGUCUGUGUCUCAAGCUCAUAUCUAAAGUCACUAAUCAUAGAUUUUGACUACUUGCUCUUAAUACUUAGUAAGAAAGACAUUUCCCUUGCCCGGAAAUGUACAUUUCUAUUAAUUAAUUAAUUAAUAACCAAAAUUGAGUGUUCACGGGAUGAACCGAGUAUUUGGUUGUAAUGUUAAUGUAGCUACAUCAAGUUAACCCGAUUAACUGAUCCAAAUAUUCAUAAUUGAUUAUAACAAGUUAUGAUUGAUUAUUAAUAUUUCAUAGAGCUGAUUCGCUACCUAAUGGUGGAAGAAUAUAGAGCUGAUUCGCUACAGCGGUGCGAGAUGGUCAGACUACUGUGUGCCGCAUAGCCAGCGCUAUGCACAUAGCCAGCACGUAGCCUCUCCUGAUGCUAGUAUGAGUGAACAGAACAGCCCUUUGGGGACGAGUCGACUACCCAAAGGAUAGGGGCAGGCUAUCCUAGUCAUGCCUCUUCUUUCUUUUUUCUUUUUCUCCCCAGAAAAGAGAGAAAUCGUUAAAUGACCAGGACACCAGCGUCUACGCCGAGGGGUGUCCCUCCCAAGGGGAAGACACUGCGGAGACUACACCCCGGCCAGAG